GCCAACAAAACAGUACAAUUUUGACAUUUCAUUUACAUCAUAACUUUUUACCUGAUUUUCUUUAAUUUUUCAAUGAAUAAUCAUUGAAAACGUCGACUUUUAUUUUCUUGGACCAUUCAUUUCCAUCAAUUAUACAUAAAAAAUGGUUUUAUUGCAUCUAGAAGAGCAGCCCCCUAUUUUGCAAGCAAUUUUUGCAGGGGCUGUUGAAGAGAUUAAAGAGCUGAUAGAGUUGAAGCAGAAUGUUAAUGAAUUAGAUUGCGAAAAAAGGACACCCCUACACGCGGCCGCUUACAAAGGCGACGUUGCCAUAUGCUCCGUCCUGCUGGAAAACGGCGCGCGCGUGAAUGCAAAGGACUCCAAGUGGAUAACGCCGUUGCACAGAGCUUGCAGCAAUUCCUGCAACGACGCAGUGUCCCUGCUGCUCUCAUACCAGGCGGAUAUAAGCGCUAGAGACAGGCUGUGGCAAACUCCGCUGCAUAUAGCAGCAGCAAACGACUCCUAUCACUGCGUCGAGCAACUUUUAAACUUCAUUCCGAAUUUAAACGUUACGGACCGUUCGGGUCGCACCGCUUUACACCAUGCCUCUAUGAACGGGCAUGCGCUGAUAGUGGAGUUGUUAUUAUCUAAAGGUUGCAUUGUCAAUGCGUGCGACAAAAAGGACGUCAGGCCCCUGCAUUGCGCUGUUCAGAUGGGGCACGUUGAUACCGCUGAGGUUUUAAUUAAAAAUGGGGCCGAUGUUAACGCCAAGGAUAGGAAUUUGUACACCCCUUUGCAUGUGGCUGCCGCGGCUGGAAAGACUUGCCACAAGUUUGAUAAUUUUAACUACAGCAUGGGCCGAAUGCUGCUGGUCUUCGGCGCGGAUCAUGGCGCGCAGAACGCCUACGGCAACACGCCUGCGCACACCGCCUGCCUCAACGGUCACCUGGGAGUUCUGCAGGAUUUGGGCGAAGACGGCGCCGAUCUCGAGCGCGUCAACUUCGCCGGUCAGACGCCGCUGCACGUGGCCGCGGCCAGCGCGCACGGCGUCGACUGUCUCACCUACCUGCUCAGCCAAGGGGUAGAAGUAAAUUGUCAAAGCAACGAUGGAAGAACACCCUUACACAUGACCGCGAUACACGGUAGAUUCAGUAGAAGUAAACCUUUAAUUGACAAAGGUGCCCUUAUCGACAUAGCGGAUAAAAACGGCUGCACGCCUCUGCACAUUGCCGCUCAGAAAGGUCACGACCUUUUAGCAAACACCUUGCUAAGUUACGGUGCUGACCCUACGAAAAAAGGUUACGAGGGACGCACCCCACUGCACAUGUGCUGCCUGUCGGGAUACGUCGAAUGUUGCAGGAAAUUCAUACAGGCAGGCGUCGACCUGAACGUCAAAGACGACAGGGGAAUGACCCCUAUACACUGUGCCGCAUAUAAAGGCUCGAUAGAAUGUCUCGAUUUGCUGGUCAGCAACAAGGCGGAUAUAACGCUACUGGACAACUUAAGCCGACUUCCGGUGCACUAUGCAUCGUCACAGGGACAUUACCAAUGCGUUUUCACGCUGGUGGGAAUUGGCAGCCCUGUCGGAGCGUCGGAUAUACAGGGUUGCACCCCGUUGCAUCUGGCGGCCGGGUAUGACUUGGAUGGCAAAUGCGUGGAGUAUUUACUAGAUCACAAUGCAGAUAUCAACGCUCUAGAUUUGAAGGGUCUUUUACCCCUGCAUUACGCGAUCGCGGGGGGUAACGAAAACGCGACCAGGUCUCUGGACAUAACCAGUAGCCAAUCUAUGGGUAAUUCCACUGCUACGGUCACCGCACUGCAUCUAGCUGCUAAAGUCGGUUCUUUGGCACUUAUGAAACCGCUGUUGUCGUUUUUUAGAGACUUCGACAUUCAAACGAUAGACGGCAUCACCCCGCUAAUGAUAGCCGCUCGCGAGGGCCACACGCAAAUUGUGCAGUUCCUGCUGCGAUUCGGCGCGAAAGUCAGCAUCACGGACAAAAACAAUUGGAGCGCUUUGCACUACAGCGCGAAAAACGGACACGCGCAGUGUCUGUCGAUGAUGGUCAACAACUCGGACGACAAGAGCGUCGUGAAUUUCGUUGACGGGCAAAAUAGGACAGCUCUUAUGCUGGCAGUGUCUGGAAAUCACAUAGAAUGCGUUAAAAUACUCUUGAAGGCCAGUGCAAAUCCCAAUAUAGUCGAUACCGACGAACAUUCGUGUCUAUUCAGAGCUGUUGUCAAUGGCCAGAACAGCGUGGUACAAUUAUUGCUGUGUAACGAGGCGAACGUUUCAAAUACCGACGUAAACGGAAAAAAUGUUCUGCAUUUGGCGGCAGCUUGCGGUCAUUUCGCUUGUCUGCAAAUGAUUUUGAAUUUUAUGAAGGAAGAAGACGCAAAGGCUGUGGACAAUCAGAACUGUACUGUUUUGCAUUGGGCAUGUUACAAUGGUCAUACGAAUUGUGUUGAGUUCUUGUUAGAGAAGGAUAUUUUUAAGAGUUUGGAAGGAAACUCUUUUUCUCCAGUACAUUGUGCAACCUUUUCUGGCUCUGAGCGUUGCUUGGAACUACUGGUAAACAAAUUCGGUCAAGAAAUUGUAAACUUGAAAGACUGCCGCAUGCGUACGCCUCUGCACAUAGGAGCCCUAAACGGGCACACGGAGUGCGUGAAAUUCUUGCUGGCCAACAACGCUGACGUUCAUGCGCAAGACGAGGAAGGGAGAACAGUUUUCGUUGCGGCUGCGCAGUACGGACAAACGCAAGUUAUCGAACUACUGUUUGCCACCAAAGUCAGUCGCGCAACGAGCGACAACGACGGCAACACCGCACUACAUUUGGCAUGUCUCAAAAGACAUGCGCAGUGCGCCCUGGCCAUCCUAGAGGACGCCACUAGCGAACCCACCAUCCAUUUGACGAACAAGGAGAAAAAAACCCCUCUGCACAUAUCGGCAAGGAACGGCUUGGUGGACGUGACGCGGGAACUUUUGAAAAAAGGUGCCUCCGUAUUGGCUGUGGAUUCGCAGGGCCUCACGCCCGCUUUGUGCUGCGCACCUUCGCACAACGUUGCGCAGUGUUUGGCGCUAGUGCUGCGCACACUUCCGGAUUUCGUCGCCAAAAACCCCGUGGAAAACGGGCCCAAAAGUGCACAAACCGACAACAUCGCGUUGGCCCUUAAAAUGGCAACGUGUAAUCUCACAGACGACACCAACGAAAAUUCUAAUAACAACAGCGAUAACGAGUUUUAUUAGGGUGUUAUAAUAAAAUAUAUUUCAUACAAAAGUUAAGCUCUGUGUAACUUAGACAGUUAAAGAGAAUGGACUCGUAACGCCUAUUACACACGGGCGUAGCGAAUUUCAUUACUUAAAGCUGUGUAAGGUAUAAAAGUCAUCAAAAACAAAAAAUGAGAUUACGUACUUGUCAGAAGUAUUUACAUGGUUGUCAGUUUUAUUUUAUGACGGUUUGUUUCAAGUUUUGUAUGGAAUAUACGUCACAAGUUUAAAUUUACACUGUGAUAUACAGAUUUUGUGAUUUACAACAUAAAAACGAUAUUAACUACAAACAUCACCCAGAAAUGAUUGUACUAUGCUCCACACCUCAAAGUCCCACCACGUGACCACGUACGGAACGCAGUC
Brassicogethes aeneus is the source of this 3604-nucleotide messenger RNA. The record is from the annotation of a GenBank genome assembly. NCBI's taxonomy places the organism in Eukaryota, Metazoa, Arthropoda, Insecta, Coleoptera, Nitidulidae.